This is a messenger RNA of Salvia miltiorrhiza (redroot sage), 1767 nucleotides long. Its product is annotated as aspartyl protease AED3-like. Gene Ontology annotation, molecular function: aspartic-type endopeptidase activity. The transcript has 3 exons. Gene Ontology annotation, biological process: proteolysis. NCBI's taxonomy places the organism in Eukaryota, Viridiplantae, Streptophyta, Magnoliopsida, Lamiales, Lamiaceae. The record is from RefSeq and is a predicted model, not a curated record. The coding region runs from base 205 to 1509 and encodes 434 amino acids.
UCUUAAAAUCGGUGGCACUCUUCAUUUAAUUGUCAUUUUCGUGGAUGGAGCAUUCAAAUAGUUAAACCGAUCUAUACUCUAGGCUAUAGUGGAUCUCAAUUCUCAAGUGUUAGUAUUAGUAUAUCUCCUCUAGCAUAUGUAGUGAAGCACCACAUUUCCACCUAUAAAUACCCACACUCACUAAAUCAAACCCACAUCACACCCAUGGCCGCCCUUCUCCUCCUCUCACUACUCGCCCUCUUCUUCUGGCAGCAGCCCUCCGCCGCCGCCGCCCUGAACUGCGGCGGCGCCGACGAGGGGGCCAGCACCCUCCAAGUGAUCCACGUGAACAGCCCCUGCUCCCCUUUGAGGCCGAAGACCCCCCUCUCAUGGGAAGACUCGGUGCUCCAAAUGCAGGCCGACGACAAAUCCCGCCUCCAAUUCCUCUCCACCCUCGUCGCCGGCCGCUCCAUCGUCCCCGUCGCCUCCGGCCGCGCCGUCACGCAGAACCCCACCUACAUUGUCCGCGUCAAGAUCGGCACCCCCGCUCAGCAGCUGCUCGUCGCCCUCGACACCAGCAACGACGUCGCCUGGAUCCCAUGCACCGCCUGCAUCGGUUGUUCCGCCGCCACCUUCGACCCCGCCAAGUCCUCCUCCUUCAAGCCCCUCCGCUGCGGCUCCCCCCAAUGCGCCCAGGUCCCUAACCCGAGUUGCGGCGGCAAGUCGUGCGGGUUCAACACCACAUACGGCAGCUCCUCGAUCUCGGCCGGUCUAGCACAGGACAACAUCACCCUGGCCACCGACUCGGUUCGCGGCUACACCUUCGGCUGUGUGCAGAAAACCACCGGUUCGUCGUUCCCGGCCCAAGGGUUAUUGGGCCUGGGCCGAGGCCCAUUGUCUCUAAUGAGCCAGACCACGAGCCUUUACCAAUCCACAUUUUCCUACUGCCUGCCCAGCUACAAGUCCGUCAAUUUCGCCGGUUCACUGAGGCUCGGGCCCAACAGCCAGCCCAAGAAAAUCAAAACCACCCAACUUUUGAAGAACCCUAGAAGAUCGUCUCUCUACUAUGUCAAUCUCCUCGCCAUCAGAGUCGGGAGAAAGGUCGUCGCAAUUCCUCCCUCUGCCUUCGCCUUCGAUCCCAACACCGGUGCCGGCACCGUUUUCGAUUCAGGCACGGUGUACACGAUCCUGGUGAAGCCGGCGUACGUGGCGGUGAGGGAUGAGGUGCGGCGGCGGAUGCGCGGCGCGGCCGUGACGUCGCUGGGCGGGUUCGACACGUGCUACAGCGGGCCGAUCAGCGUGCCGACGAUCACUUUCAUGUUCUCCGGCAUGAACGUGACGCUGCCGCAGGAGAAUUUCGUGAUCCGCAGCAGCGCGGGGACCACGAACUGCCUGGCGAUGGCGGCGGCGCCCGACGGCGCCGUGAACUCGGCGCUGAACGUGAUCGCCAGCUUCCAGCAGCAGAACCACCGCAUCCUGAUCGACGGGCCGAACUCGAAGCUGGGCGUGGCACGUGAGACGUGCAGCUGAUGUCGGUGCCGACAGGGAAAGUGACUGGUGGUAUUUACUAAAUUAAGAAAAAUGGAUGGGAUAUUUGGCGCAGUGAGAUUUGUAGUUUUGCUACUAUGUAUUGUAUUGUAUUGCAGUCACGGGUUUGAGUUAGUUUUUUUUGUUGAAUGGUGAAUUGGCAGCGUAAAAUUGAUUGUGAUUUGUCACGGGUGUUAGCCUAGGAUGCUGCUUCCUUUGCAUUUUGUAAUAGUAAUAAUAAAUCUACUUUUUUACUCUUUA